This is a messenger RNA of Penicillium hordei, 1437 nucleotides long. Its product is annotated as Glycoside hydrolase superfamily. Gene Ontology annotation, cellular component: fungal-type cell wall; cytoplasm. The record is from RefSeq and is a predicted model, not a curated record. The transcript has 4 exons. Lineage: Eukaryota; Fungi; Ascomycota; Eurotiomycetes; Eurotiales; Aspergillaceae. Gene Ontology annotation, biological process: fungal-type cell wall (1->3)-beta-D-glucan biosynthetic process. Gene Ontology annotation, molecular function: 1,3-beta-glucanosyltransferase activity. Bases 1 to 1437 code for a protein of 478 amino acids.
AUGUCAGAAACAGAUGUUGCUUAUGCCGAAAGGACCACUGGUUCAACUCCAAUCGAUGUUCUGGCCGAUUCAAGAGCCAGCCAGUGCGCAAUCGAUGGGCCUAUGAUAAAGGCACUGGGGGCCAACAGUAUCAAUGUGUACUAUACGGAUGCGACUCAGAGCCACGAUAAAUGCAUGAAGGUUUUCCAGGACAAUGGAAUAUACGUUAUUGCGAACAUGGCAAGUCAAUGGGACUCGACCAUUUUUAAUAUGACAGGAAUGGAUGUUAGCUCGAACGGAGCCAACUUCACCUGGCAAAUGGACGUUUUCAAACAAUACGCGGCUGUUCUUGAUUCGAUGGCCGGGUACAGCAAUCUCCUCGGCCUUCUAAUUGGAAAUGAGAUUGUCUCCGGCCCACACAUGGAGAAUCAUGUUGACCUAGCCCCAUAUCUAAAGGCUGCAGCUCGAGAUAUGAAAGCGUAUACCACCGCCAGGCAGUAUCGUUCUAUACCAAUUGGGUAUGCCACAAGUGCGGAAAUUACCUACAUACAAGAGUUGGGAGAAUAUCUUGCGUGUGGAGGUAACAGUAACGAGGCUAUCGACUUCUAUUCAGUCAAUGCAUACCAGUGGUGUGGCAAAUCGUCCAUGAGCGGCUCUCCUUACGACGAUUUGACUGCUAAGCUAGAAGGCCUAGCGGUUCCCAUAUUCCUGUCUGAAGAUGGCUGCAAUACCCCUGCUUCACAGCUCCUUCGGGACCAGUCUGCGACAUUUCAGUCUAAUAUGCCCGGUAUUUGGAGUGGUUCAAUUGUCUACCAGUGGAGGCACGAAGCGAGUAACUAUGGGCUCGUUUCAUACACCACUUCCGGAGUUAGUACACCAACAACUCUGGCCGGCUACGAUGCCUUGAAAAACCAGUGGUCUGCUGUGACUGCAAAUACCCAUCCCCCAUCUACCGUUUCUUCUCCUUCCUGUCCCACGUCGAUAAAUUCAUACUGGUCUAUCAACUCCAGCGCGGCAUUGCCAACCAUUGCAGGUCUUGACUUUGCGACCAUCAAACCGUCGGGUGUCACCGGUACUGCGCAUGGCACCAGGACGCUUACGAGUCGAAGCACCCCCAGCAGUAACCCCAGAAGCAAACAUGACAUAGGUGUUAUGGCCGGAAUUGGAGUUGGUGCUGGGGUCGGCGUAGUGCUCAUUUUUGCUGCCCUGGUGACCUUUUUUGUACGGCGUCAUCGAAGGAAACGAGCAAGAAAUACAGGAUCCUCGGUGGCAGAGAUGUCAGACACACUCGGUGCAGGAAACCCUGAUCAAAGUGCUCCCCUGACUGGAAUUUCUCGCACUGCUCCGUCCGCUGACCUAGUCCAUGCUGAUUCACCGAGUGGACUACCAGGUUCGGACCCCAGGGGCCAAGAGCUUGGCACUGUUGUGGCUCACAAGGCUGGCAAGGAAGAGGUGUAA